GCAGUCUUCUGCUUGGUGCUCCUCAUCUCUUGAGAACAAACAGCCUUCAGCCUCUCCAAAAAUGGUGCACUGGACCAAAGCAGAACGUGAGAUCAUCACUUCCACCUGGGCAAAAGUGAAUCAGGAGGAAGCUGGACAAGAGGCCCUGGCCAGGAUGCUGUACGUUUACCCCUGGACCCAGAGGUACUUUGCAUCUUUCGGGAACCUCUCCUCUCCUACCGCCAUCGCUGGUAACCCCAAGGUCCGCGCCCACGGCAAGAAGGUGAUGGCCGCCCUGGGAGAGGCAGUCCACCACAUGGAUGACAUUAAAGCCACCUACAAGGACCUGAGCAAGCUGCACUCUGAGACGCUGCAGGUGGACCCCGAAAACUUCCAACUUCUCGGAGGGAGUCUGAUUGUCGUCUUAGCCAAAACCUUCGGCCAGGAGUUCACCCCUGAUGUCCAGGCGGCCUUCCAGAAGCUGGUCUGUGUGGUCAACGCCGCCCUCAGCAAGCAGUACUACUGAUGGCUGCCUUCGUUGCAGGUGGUCCUGGGCAUCCCGACCCCGCAAAACAUCACCACUCCACGGGACGAGGCUUCUGACAAGUCACUUAAUCAAAUGAUUCUGUUUUAAACACUCUGUAAAUAUGAAAGCCUGUCACUGGGUGUUGCCCGAUGUGAUCCUUCUUUUAAUUUUGUAUAUUUUUUGUAUGAAUUUGAGAACUUAAUAAACAUCAUUAAAGCACUGAA
This is a messenger RNA of Erpetoichthys calabaricus (reedfish), 729 nucleotides long. RefSeq names its product hemoglobin subunit epsilon-like. The coding region runs from base 62 to 505 and encodes 147 amino acids. The transcript has 3 exons. Gene Ontology annotation, molecular function: peroxidase activity; organic acid binding; haptoglobin binding. NCBI's taxonomy places the organism in Eukaryota, Metazoa, Chordata, Cladistia, Polypteriformes, Polypteridae. Gene Ontology annotation, biological process: hydrogen peroxide catabolic process; oxygen transport. The record is from RefSeq and is a predicted model, not a curated record. Gene Ontology annotation, cellular component: haptoglobin-hemoglobin complex; hemoglobin complex; blood microparticle.